UUAGACAAAAUUCUGAUCGCCAACCGAGGAGAGAUCGCAUGCAGGGUAAUGAGAACAGCCAAAAGGCUUGGCAUACGCAGUGUGGCUGUUUACAGUGAAGCUGAUCGAAAUUCAAUGCAUGUUGCUAUGGUAAGCUUUCACAUUUCUUUAGCUACACUACAUAUAAGAGUGGGCUAUGGAUACAAUUUAAUAUCUUUUAUAAUGGAAUUAGGCCUUAUAUGAUUUUUGUAAAAUAAAAUGAGAUUUUAAUUUACCACGCUUUUUUUUUUCCUCACUAAAAUGACAAUUUAAGACCUAAAGUGAAAUUUAAAAGCUUUAACUUUCCCUUUGACUCGCUGUUGAAAUAUAAAAUUCUUAAAGACUGAUUGUCUCCAUAUAUCUGUUAGGCAGAUGAAGCAUUUCACAUAGGACCAGCUGCGGCCUCAGAAAGCUACCUUCGACAAGACAAAAUCCUUAAUGUUGCCAGGUUAUCAGGGGCACAGGUCAUUACUGAAUUUGUAUAAACUCUUAAGAUGUUGCUACAAAAACUGUAAUGGUGAUAUUAAUUUCAAUUUCUUUAAUCUUAUGCUUUUGGGGCUACAAUUAAUGUUUAAGUGCUUCAAUAUAGAUGUGUGAAUAAUCAUUUCGUGAUUCAACUAUUUAUAAUUUAAAUAAAACAUCAUAUACACUCUGUUAUAGAAUAAUGUAUUUGACUUUCCCCAGGCUAUUCACUCGGGUUAUUUGAAUUUCCCCUGGCUAUUCACCCAGGUUAUUUGACUUUCCCCAGGCUAUUCACCCAGGUUAUGGUUUCUUGUCUGAAAAUGUAGAGUUUGCUCAGACCUGUGAAAGAGAGAAUAUUGUUUUCAUUGGCCCACCUGCCUCAGCUAUUCGUGACAUGGGAAUCAAAAGGUUAGAGAAUUAAUAAAAAGAAUGAAACAAAAUACACUCUUAUAGGGUUAAUUAAUUUAAAAGUGUAUUUUGGCUGCAGAUUAGAUUCACUCUUAAGGAUGAUUUAUAAAAUUUACUAAACUCACUCUUGAAUCAAAUUUUUUAAACGAAAAACCAACAUUCCUUUGGUAUCUUCUUCUAUAUCUAAAGGGCCCACGAUCAAUUUAUUGAUCAUUUUGGCUCCUAUGCAUGUAGAUGGGAUUUGCAAUGUUUCUGUUACUGGUGUUGAUGAGGAAAUCAUGCCUGUCAUGGCCUCGUCGCUGUCUAUGGGGGAGAGGGACGAGUUUCUGUUUAAUACUGGAACAGUGGACCAGCCCAUUAAUUAUCUUGUACAUCAUGGUAUAUAUAUAUAUACAAAAAAGAUAUUUUCUUUGUUACAAAAAAAGUAUUAUUUAUUCAGAUCUUUAAAUUUUUAAUGACUUAAUGGUUCUUAAGCUAAAUAAAUUGACACCCAUUGUUCUUUAACAUUUGCGAAAUCAUUAUUUAAUGAUUCUGCUCAUCUUAAACUAAAAGUACUUUGAUGAGAGAAAUCAGCAUGUUUUGUUUCUUAAGUGUAAUAAAUGCAAAGUACUCUUCACAGGAUCACUACUGAUAUUAAUAAAAUAGCAUACAAAACAUUCUUUAAUCUAGUGGUGAUUUUAUUUUUUAGCUAGAUAUCUUAUAAUUGAAAUACAUGUUAUUUUAUUAGUACUUCUAAGCACAUCAUGUCUGCUGCUGGAGUACCUAUAAUCCAAGGUUACCAUGGAGAGGAUCAGUCAACAGACAAACUGAAACAGGAAGCCUUCAAGAUUGGCUAUCCAGUCAUGAUUAAGGCAGUGAGAGGAGGAGGUGGAAAGGUAAGGCCGAAAAAAUAUUUCCUCCGUAUUGGUCAUCGGAUAUGGGGAAAUGAAAGCUUUAAGUACAUUGGAUAAAAGUUUGGAAAUAUUUAUUUGAAAGUGAAUUCCUCUGCAAUGUUGUAACAUAUCAUCAACACAAGCUCACUUAUGAUCAUGUUCAUCUGAUUUUUUCCAGGGUAUGAGAAUAGCCUUGAAUGAAUCCGAGUUUGAGAGUCAGCUCGAGUCUGCUAAAACUGAAGCCAUAAAAUCUUUUGGUGAUCAAGUUAUGCUCUUAGAAAAGUUUGUGGAAAAUCCACGGCAAGUUGCCUUUUUUUUUUAAAUUUAAUUUUUAUAUUCAAUAAAUUGAGACAACAUUAAAGGUCAGGCAUAAUCCUUCAAACAGUUUUGAUUUAAAUAUCAAACAUUCAUCUGAUAAAUGGUUAUUUGAAGAUUAUACUAGUUUUUCUCUAUUAAUUUUCUAAAUGCCAUGCUUUAUUUCUUCUUCAGUAAAUGCUGUUCGGCCAAUUUAAUUAAUUAAUAAUUAAUACACAGAUUUACAGUGACGAGAAUUUUCUUCUUAUUUUUGUCAUUAUUUUGAUGAUUUGUAGUCAUGUGGAAGUACAAGUGUUUGGUGAUCGUCAUGGCAACUAUGUGUAUCUGUUUGAGAGAGACUGCAGUGUUCAGAGAAGACAUCAAAAAAUAAUUGAAGAAGCACCAGCAGUAAGUCUCUUGUACAUUUUUCAAGAUCAUAUUGCUUUUUCUUAGAAAAAUUGUUUGAUUAUGUAACAUCACUGUCUCACAGGUGGUUGAGAUUUCAUUUGUAUGGGAUUGGCUUGAUCUUUAUUAAUUUCAUGUGAAACUGUGGAUCAUUUCCAACUUUUAUUCAAAGCUUUGACACAGUCCAUCUCACUUUGUUGUCUUGAUGAAAUAUAAAGAAAAAUUUGACAUAUGGUUAUGGGAAUAACUAAUGGUAAACAUGUCAAGUGUAAUCCUAUAAGACCGAAGAGUUUAUGAAAUGCUCAUGCAUAAUUUUUAUGCCGGUAUACAACCUCUCAGCAAAUAUUGAAAAACAUUAUCAUGUAGUAGUCCAAACACACUGAUGAGAAAUUAUUCAUAGUGUGUUAUUCAAUUGAUAGGCUAUUCCCUCUUCUAUAUUGAAAUAAGUUACAAAGAUUAAGAGGUGACAAUUGUUUCACACUUUUAUUGAGAAAUGGCAAAUAUUUCACCUUUAUAUUCAUACAAAAAAAACACCUUCAAUGCCCUCAUUGAUUGAAUAAUUCUGUAUUCCUCUUGUUUCAGCCAGGGCUGACAGAGGAAGUAAGGAGGAGCAUUGGUGACGCUGCUGUCAGGGCAGCUAAAGCAGUCAAUUAUGUUGGUGCAGGUACAACCCACUUGCACUAGUGGUCAAUGAGGGUCUUGAAAGUGACUAAAUUUAGUCAACCUAAACAAAUCAUAGCUAAAUUUAAAAAAAAAUUACUUUAACUAUUUACUAGACUAUUGACAAUCUGUGGUGGCCAAGAUACUGUCUAAUUAUGAUUCUUAGCAAAGACUUCAAACAUAUACCUGAUCUAAACAUUAUAAACCUGAUCUAAACGCUAUAAAGCUGAUCAAAACAUUAAAUACCUGAUAUUUUUCCUGACAACAAUAUAAUUUAUUAGCUUGUUUUUCUUCUCACACAUGUAUUUGCCAUGGACCUAAAAUUGUUUGAAUUACUUCACUAUUGCAGGCACAGUGGAGUUUAUUAUGGACAAAAACUUGAAGUUUUACUUUAUGGAAAUGAAUACAAGACUUCAAGUGGAGCACCCGAUCACUGAGAUGAUUACAGGCACAGAUCUUGUGGAGUGGCAGCUCAGGGUCAGUUUCAAGUUAAUAAAAUUGUCCCAUGUUUAGACUGCAAAGGACACUGAUAUAAGAUCAAUUCAACUUUUUAAAAAAUAUUUUUUUACAUAUCAUUUCUUUUCUCGCGGUCAGCCUUUGAUGUGAUUUCCUGCCCUGACUUGUGAUAAAUGAUAAUUAGAAACAAACACUCAGUUGAAACAACUAACUCCUCUGACGGAUAAGCAUCAAUAAAUUAUUGCACUUUCUCCAAAACUCAGUUCUUUGAGAAGACGAAGUAAGGAAAGUUGAAUCAAAUCAAUGAUCAUUAAAGUGAUUUUGUAAUGAAAUUUUUUUAUUUUGUUGCUGUGUCACGGCUAGAGAUGUCCAGCUGUCAUUGCACUCAACAUCUUUUAAAAACAUUGAAAUUUUUUGUUCAAAUAGCUCAAUAAGCUGUCAUACUAUUAUUAUAAAUUUUGUACUGUAAACUGGUAAUGGGUAUACUGGUACUCAUUUAAUCUAAAUUUGACAAUGUUCUGUAAUAAAUUAGCUUGAAACAAUAAGUGGUGCUUGAAAGAAUAUUUAUAGGCUCCUUUUUUUUGGUAUAUAAGGUAUCUUUAUAUAAACAGCAUUAGUGGCCUAUCAUGUGAAUCAAUGUGGAAAGCGCAGAGAUUUAUCAGUCAUGCCAUUCACUAUACUGCGGUGUGUUCAUUCAUCCUUGAAUUAAAAUAAUAAAAUUGUACACAUAGGUUGCAGCAGGUGAGACAAUUCCAAUGAAGCAAGAACAGCUUAAGAUUCGGGGUCAUGCUUUUGAAGCUCGCAUCUAUGCAGAGGAUCCUGACAGUGGAUUUUUGCCAGGCGCCGGUCCAUUGCUCCAUCUGAGUACCCCAGUUCCAGGUCAAGACUUACGCAUUGAAACGGGUGUAAGACAAGGU
Molecule: messenger RNA, 4492 nt
Organism: Lymnaea stagnalis (great pond snail)
Lineage: Eukaryota; Metazoa; Mollusca; Gastropoda; Lymnaeidae
Source: the annotation of a GenBank genome assembly